GGUACGACAGCGCUCAACGUCGAAGUGUCUACCAAGGCAUAGCGCCAACCGCCUGUCACGUUGUCCAGAGCAAAGUCGUCGCUGCAUUGCGAGAAGGUCACAACAUCUAUUUCUAGCGCGCCACUUUUAGCGCAUCACCAUGGACGAGUACGAGGACGACGCCGAUUUCGAGGCGUCCGCCACGUCGCCCCAGCCCGACGAAGAGAGUUACAACGCCGAUGAGUGGGAAGAGCCGUCGCCAGAGAAGCCAUCGACCCCGCUCCCCACGACCACGUGUGAAGAAGAAUCGACCGCGAGUCAUGUCAUCGCUGAGAAUGCCGUGCAGAACAUCCCCGAGCCAGUGCUUCAGCUGCCCGAGCCUCGAUUGCUGCCAGGUGGUGACGCGGUGCAAAUAGCAGAGAAACUAGACACGCGUCCUUCAACAUCCACCGCCGCCGCCGACGACAACGAUCGCUCAGAAGCUGAUGCGGUCGCCAGGCAAGAAGAUGAGGAGGAGGAGGAUCCCGAGUACCCACCCGAGAUGAUCCAGCGUUUUUGUCAGCACCCGAGCUUGGCCGUCAAACGCAGCACGGAAUCAAGUGCCGAUGCGGCGAUUCAACUCGCGUCGGCGCGCGUCAAGGCGUACCAGCAGCUGCAGGCGCGGCAGGCCGCCGAGGCCAAGGCAGCCAGCGAAGCGCGCAAGCAAGCCAAGCACGCCUGGCGGCAGACGUACGAGACCCCGCGCAGCCGACAAGAGUACCUGGUCGAGUCGACGCGGCGGCGCAAGGAGCGAGAGGCGCGCGCCGCGACACCGACACCUCGAUGGUACGCGCGAAAGACCAUGCCGCGCGUGAGCACAGACGCGAGUACCGAGAAGCAUGCUUUGGCGCAGCGCGCGCAGGCGGCAUCUCGACGCAAAGCCGCGGCGCACCGCCAGUACGUCGCCGCAACGCUCGCCAAAGUCGCUGCGACGGCCGAAUCGGCUCGCCAUAAAAGCUGCGGGUACGCGUGCGAGCCCGGCUCGUACCUCUUGCUCCAAGCUACUCCGCCCUGUCGCGCAUCCACGUCCUCAGAACCAGUUCAGGAUUCUACGAUGGGUAAGUGCAACGCAGUAGCUGUGAUGGCGUCUGCGGAAUCAGCCUUUGCGUGUGUCGAUGCAAGCGUUGAGGCUGCGGCCGUGAUGACUCGCUUACUGGAUGCAGUCGCCGUCGUUCCAACACACCCAGUGCCGUCGACGGUGCAGGUGCAGCUUGCACCGACGUCGGACACGGAGUGCGAGCCGCCCAGUAUCGAGAAAGUUCCGGUCGACGAGACGACGGCGUCGGAGCCACCAGCGUCGACCCCGAUGACGACAGAGUGGACGGCCGAAUCCGAGCCUGAGCCGGACCCGGCGAUGGUCAAGGACGCCUGCGACGCGCCCGUGGCAGGAACCAAGACGGACGAUGCGCGCGCACCGGACCCUGUCGCGACCAAUGUGUAGCAUGCAUGCACGUCUAAUAGUUAUCCUGCGAAAUGGCAAUGCGGCAGAGUACGCGACAUGUACAAACAUUUUGAUGUGCAAUGUAAAAGGGUAAACUUGACAAAGAGGCAAAGUGAG
Saprolegnia diclina VS20 is the source of this 1576-nucleotide messenger RNA. RefSeq lists its product as hypothetical. Bases 140 to 1459 code for a protein of 439 amino acids. The transcript has a single exon. The record is from RefSeq and is a predicted model, not a curated record. NCBI's taxonomy places the organism in Eukaryota, Oomycota, Saprolegniomycetes, Saprolegniales, Saprolegniaceae.